Striga asiatica is the source of this 618-nucleotide messenger RNA. The record is from the annotation of a GenBank genome assembly. NCBI's taxonomy places the organism in Eukaryota, Viridiplantae, Streptophyta, Magnoliopsida, Lamiales, Orobanchaceae.
AUGGUGGCAACGAAUUUGAAAGCAGAGACGAUGAAACUUAUGGAGAAGCGUAGCGGAAUAGAGGCGGAGAUGAAUGUCAUUAUCGAGAACCUCUGUCGGCCCGGCGGCCCUGGCCUCGCCGGCAACCUUCUCGAUCCCGAGGCAAAAUCGUCGGACAUUGACAUCCCUGCUGUGAGAGCAGAGCGACAUAGGCUUGCCGAACUCCGUAAUGAUCACAAGGAUAUUACAGAUAAAAUAGAACAAAACAUUCAGCUUUUGCAUUCUGCAAAACUUGCUCCAGCAACUGCAUCCGUUCAAGAUUCAGAUGCAAACGUUGGCGUGUCUUCAUCCUUCAGCCAUCCUGUUGACAUGGAUAUGGAUUUAGUUGUCAACAGACCCUUUGCAAUAAUCGAUGAAAUCACUGACUUGUCCCCGGCAGCAGAAGAUGGUUUACAGCUUGGUGAUCAGAUUGUGAAAUUCGGGGACGUUGAGAAAGGUGAGAAUUUGCUGCAGAGGCUAUCUGCUGAAGUACAGCAAAAGCGAGGCCAAGCAAUUUCGUUGCUGGUGAUGAGGCAUGGUUCUCCCUUGAAUUUGACAGUUACUCCGAGAUCGUGGGCGGGCCGGGGUCUACUUGGGUAA